CCUCCUGUCAAAGGCAAAAGGAAACAGUCAGAGGAUGGUGACCCCCUAGACCCACCUGUGUCUCCUCAACCCGACGCUGAGCAGAACAGGAACCAGAGCCCCGUCCAGCUGGAGUUAACCUGUGGAAGAUCUACAAGGCCGUGGAGAAGCUGGGGGCCUACGAGCUGGUGACUGGCCGCCGCCUCUGGAAGAACGUGUAUGACGAGCUGGGGGGCAGCCCGGGCAGCACCAGCGCAGCCACGUGCACGCGCCGUCACUACGAGAGGUUGGUCCUCCCAUACGUGCGGCACCUGAAGGGAGAGGAUGACAAGCCCCUGCCCCCCUCCAAGCCCAGGAAGCAGUACAAGAUGGCCAAGGAGCAUCGGGGGGAUGACGGGGCCACUGAGAGGCCAAAGAAAGCCAAGGAGGAGAAGCGGGUGGACCAGAUGAUGCCAGGAAAGACCAAAACAGAUGCCCCUGACCUGGCAAGGCUUCCUAGCCAGGAGCCCUCCAGGGACGGCAUGGAACAGCGAGGCCCAGCCCCUGGGCCCUCUCUGCCCUUCGUGGGUGCCAGCGGCUGCCCUGAGGCCUACAGGCGGCUUCUGUCCAGCUUCUACUGCAAAGGGACACAUGGUAUCAUGUCACCACUGGCCAAAAAGAAGCUUCUGGCCCAGGUGAGCAAGGCGGAGGCCUUGCAGUGCCAGGAGGAGGGCUGUCGCCACGGGGCAGGUGGGGAGCCCCAGGCACCCCCAGCUAUUCGGCCCCUGGAGAAUCCCCGGAGCCCAGGAGGGCAGGCUGAGAACUCCAGGCACCGGCUGACGCCUCCGGAGGGAACACAGGGCCCUGGUGGCAGCCUCAAGGAGGAGGCUCAGGUGGGCCCUCACCCGUCGGCCCCCAUCUUCACUGGCUGCUUCCACGCCUACCCCACCGAGGUGCUGAAGCCUAUCAGCCAGCACCCUCGGGACUUCUUCCCCAGUCUUAAAGAUGGGGUGUUAUCAGGGCCUCCUGGCAAAGAAGAGGGGCUGCCAGCCAAAGAGCCCCAGCGGGUGUGGGGCGGGGAUGCCGACCACCCCUCUGCAUUCCACAAGGGCGGCUCCAGAAGGGGUGGCCUCUACCCCAAACCCAAAGCCUGCUGGGUGUCCCCCAUGGCGAAGCUCCCUGCCGAGAGCCCCGUGCCCCUGACCACCUUCCCAAGCAGCCCAGGCCUGGGCAACAAGCGCAGCCUGGAGGAAGAGGGCUUGGUCCAUGGCGGCAAAAAACUGCGGGCAGUGUCUCCCUUUCUUAAGGAGGUGGAUGCCAAGGAGUGCGGGACCAAGUCUGUGGGGCCCGACUUGGCCGUCUCCUGCCUGCUGGGCCCGGCCCUGGGGCCCACCCUCCCAGAGGCCUGCAGGGGCACCAUGCUGCGCUGCCCACUGAACUUCGCCAGCACCCUGGACCCCUUAAAGGGCCAGGCCACACUCCCCUUCAGCCCCCUGGUCAUCCCGGCCUUCCCAGCCCACCUCCUGGCCACUGCAGCACCCUCACCCAUGGCCGCUGGCCUGAUGCACUUCCCCCCCACAUCCUUCGACAGUGCCCUGCGUCACAGACUUUGCCCAGCCUCAUCUGCGUGGCACGUGCCACCUGCCACAACCUAUGCAGUGCCCCACUUCUCCUUCCACCUCAACACCAAGCUGUAGGACUGAGCCCGCAACACUGUGCAUAGGGUCUGACUCAGCCUGGGAUGGGUAGGCACUGCCAAAGGGCUCUGGGGUGGAGCCCACUCCUCAGGAGAACUCGGCUGUGCCUGACGCAGGGAUGCGCCCUCGGCUUGGGAGCCUGGCCCAAAGAGAGGCAGUGAGAAAAGUGGGUUUAUGUCUCGAGGAGGCAGCACGAGCCCAGGGGCUGGGGACCCAGUGGUUGCAAGGCCUUGGGAGAAGACGUUAAGGCUGACAGCUCCCAGCCGGGGCCCCAGAACAGAGGCCAGGAGUGGGGUGAGGGGUCGAGGGGACGGUUAGCAGCGUGAGGCAUCCAGGCUGCCUACGGAAAAGCCAAUAAAACACCUGUGAAUCCACGCAGCCCUGAGGUAUGUGUGGCGUGGACCUUUGCAAGGGCAAGGUGGGGGCAUCCUUGUGGGUGGCGCCUCCCACAGGCUGACACAGGGGAGCCAAGGAGAGGGUCCUGCCCAGCACCUGCUUGGGCCUGGGAUGCCAUCACCCCAAUGAAGAGUGGACCCAGAGCCAAAGCCAGCCUCCUGCUCAUACCUUGGCAGGUUGUGCCCUUCGUCCUGUGCCUUCAAUCCGCUUGGCUAGUUGCUCCUCAGGACAGCUGCCUUUUGUCUACCUCAUGGUACAGAUGGGGGCCUGAGGCGCAGAGAGGGCUGGGGACUUACCCAGGUUCCCCGGCAGGUAAGUGGGGGAGCAGAGCUGUGCACUCAGGCGUGACUCCAAUGCUCUGAGCUAAGUAAGCCACAGGGCCUGGCUGGUGGGAUGCCCUGCAGCACCCCUGGGGGCUGAGGGUGUGAGCAGGAAGCGCUGGUCUGCCCUGGUGGUGGAUGCAGACUUGCCAGGCUGCUGCUGAAUCUUCCUGGUGAGCCCCCCGCUUCACCCCCAGCUGCCUGCGACACAAGGGUGUGGGGCAUGGGAGGUUCCUACUGGGGGCACCUGGAGGGAAAGAGAGGGGUGAAGGGGCUGCAAUCUUGGCCUGGGGCAUCUGCCAUAUUUCAGAUGUGGUUGCUCCAGGGGCUCAAACCGCCUCCUUCCUACAGGCUCUGCCUGGGGAGCAGUGUGCCCCUGCCUGUCUCAGUGGGAGGGGUGCCCCUGUCAGAGGCACUGCUUCCCUCCCUCCCUCAGGCUGCCUGUUCUCGGGAGCCGGGCACAGCUGCCUGCUGAACUUCAUACAGGUUCCUGGAAGGGCAGUGCCACUAUUGGCCUCAGGGUCCUGACUUAUGGCGUCAGAUUCAUCAGCUGGCGAUGGGUAUCUGGCAGGUGGUCACCGCUGUUGUGAACACUCAGGCUUUGCAGGGACAUGUCUGGAUUCCCUUCCUCCUCUGGGGAGAAGCCAGGCGCCAGCCCAAGUAGCCCGAGUUCCCGGCUCCCGCAGCACCCACGUGCUCCCAUCCCUCUGAGCCUCUGGAGCCUCCGUGGUUGACGAGGAGCAGGGAGAGGACAGAAUUCUCUGGCCACCCUCCCUGCAAGUGCCCUGGGUGCUGGGCUACAGACCCCCUGAGUAGGGGCAUCUGCUGUGUGUGGGGCCCUGCCUGAUACGGGGCACGGUUGCUGGGGUCCCCUUCAUCUGCAAAGCCACAGCGGCCUCACCCUGUCACAGAGGUGGGCUGGUGGCCUGGCAGCAAAACUUGAGCUCGGGUGGCUCAGGGCCGUGAUGGUGGCGCCCUCUGGAGGCUGCUCUGGGAAACACUCCUUUCCAUGUGAGUAUCCUCAUGCUGAGCUGGUCCCUGGGC
Messenger RNA from Delphinapterus leucas (beluga whale), 3415 nucleotides. The record is from RefSeq and is a predicted model, not a curated record. Lineage: Eukaryota; Metazoa; Chordata; Mammalia; Artiodactyla; Monodontidae.